AUGUCGAUAUCUGAUUUAGGUCGAGAAGCUAAUAACUAUGUUUUUUCGUCAACAGUCUCCUUCCAGAACUGGAUUCACGUUUCCAACACGCUGAGGUAUGAAGCAAAAGUGAGCUUGAAUGAGAACGAUUUGGAAAGAGCUUAUUUGCUGUACCUGCGGUACGCUGAUCUGGUCCUGAACAAAUUACCCACCCACCCAAGUUUCGCCACCAAUAAACGGUCGUAUAACCAAGCACUGAAGCUAUUACCUGCCAUCAUUGAAAUUGCCGAGGAAGUAAAGACCAAGUUGAAUGUGGUAUAUGCCGAAAGAGCAAAGAUUGAGGUGCAAAAGCCGGUUCCGCCCCCAGUACCCGAGCCCAAGCCAGUUCAGCAAGAGUUACCUCAAUUGGAUCUAGGCACGAGUUUUGGCGGUGCACUUGACUCACUGAAAAAACGACAAGCAGCACCACGCACUGCUCAGUCGUUCGCGUUCUCGUAUCCUUCACUUUCGACGACCGAACCCGAAGGGCUGAGAAAUGUCCUGUUCCCCCGUGGUCUGGAAGCGAAAUUUUUGGCUGCUGCAGCCCCCAACACAAAACGUAAUCUAGAAACAUGUGGAAUUCUUUGCGGGCGUCUUCGGAAUCGGGUGUUUGUGAUCACUGACCUGGUGAUUCCGUUCCAAGAGUCUACGCAAAAUACCUGCACAACGCUUCGAGAAGAAGUGCUUUUUGACUAUGUCGAUAGUCGAGACUUAUUUAUUCUAGGCUGGAUCCACACCCACCCCAGCCAGACGUGUUUCAUGUCUUCGGUAGACCUUCAUACGCAUAGCUCGUAUCAGAUUAUGCUCCCCGAAGCGAUUGCAGCGGUUUGUGCCCCGUCUCACGAGUUUUCAUUCGCAAUCUAUCGUCUAACCGAUCCUCCUGGAGCAGAGAUCAUUAAAAACUGCCGUCAAACCUCAUUUCACCCCCAUGACGAACGAGACCUGUACUGUCGUGCCCAACCGGGCCAUGUACGAAUUACGGACGAUGCAUUCACGUUUUGUGAUCUCCGCACUAAAGUAGUAUAA
This is a messenger RNA of Wickerhamiella sorbophila, 1044 nucleotides long. RefSeq names its product AMSH-like protease sst2. The transcript has a single exon. Gene Ontology annotation, molecular function: protein binding; metal-dependent deubiquitinase activity; K63-linked deubiquitinase activity. NCBI's taxonomy places the organism in Eukaryota, Fungi, Ascomycota, Dipodascomycetes, Dipodascales, Trichomonascaceae. Gene Ontology annotation, biological process: protein K63-linked deubiquitination. Gene Ontology annotation, cellular component: membrane; endosome. The coding region runs from base 1 to 1044 and encodes 347 amino acids. The record is from RefSeq and is a predicted model, not a curated record.